GAAUAUAAUUGCAUUGGAUGCAGAUCAGAGAAAGUUCACUAGAUUCAUUCCAGAGAUGAAAGGUUUAUAAAACAUUGACCAGUUUAGGAUUACGCUCGCUGUACAUCCCUCUGUGACUGAGCAUAUGAGGUCAAUGGUGGUUUUUUCAUCCAUUCCCUUCCUUACUAUUGUUCUGGUACCCAGAGCGCAGGCGCAGGAGCAGGAACGGCAUGUGCUCGGAGCAUGCUCAGUCUCCGCCACGGGGCCAGCUCCAGGAAGAGUGGACAUUUCGGGCGGCGGGAGGAGACAUGGUAGGAAUGGAAACCGCGGCGCUGCGGCCUGGCAGAUUUAUCAAUUACUGGAUGGCAGGGGCGGGGGAUCUGACUGCCCAAAUAAGCGCAAAUAGGCCCUGCGUUUAAUCCUGCGAGCGGGCACAGGGCCCAGGGGAGCCGUCUCACUGACCGCCAUCUUAUGAGAGGGAAUCGGGGCGCGCAGGAAGGCGGGGCUUCCUCCCGGGGUGAGACCGGGUUACCCAGGCAACCGGCCGUCAUCUUGGUAAAGGAAUGACCCUGGUCACCGGCCGCCUGCCAUCUUGGCAGAAACUCCAAUCAGACAUCAGAUCAACAUGUGACUGUGCCAUUCAAAUCACUGAAUAUAAUUCGCUUUUGAAUAUGGAGGGAGAUAUGCUUGUCUGCUCUGUUUGUAGGUAAAUACUAAAAACAUCAGUGUGACUGGAAAAGGCACCAAAACACACACACCUGAAAGCAGAUAUUCCAGUGCGCUGUGUGAAAAGAAUUUUAACCAGUUACUCGGCCUGAAAAAGCAAUGUAACCAUUCACAGCAGGGAGAAACCUUACAUGUGUUCUGUGUUCAAGGUUUUAACUGAUCAUCUGACCUACAGAGUCCCAACAAUACUCAGCACCAUGGAGAAACCGUGGAAAUGUGGGGAUUGUGGGAAGGGAUUCAGAUCUCCAUCUGUGCUGGAAAUUCAUCGACGCUGUCACACCGGAGAGAGGCCGUUCACCUGCUCUGAUUGUGGGAAGGGAUUCACUCAGUCAUCCAGCUUACACAAGCACCAGAAAACACACACUGGGGAGCGGCCGUUCACCUGCUCUGAGUGUGGAAAGGAAUUCACUCAACUCACCCACCUCACCUCACACAAAGUUGUGCACUCUGACAUGAGACCUUUUCAAUGUCCUGCCUGUGACAAGAGCUUUAAAAGCAAGAAGAAUCUAUUGACACACCAGCGGGUUCACACUGGAGAGAGGCCAUUCACCUGCCCUGCAUGUGGGAAAGGAUUCACUCAGUUGUCCAGUCUGCUGACACACCAGCGAGUUCACACUGGGGAGAAACCAUUCAUCUGUUCCGAAUGUGGGAUUGGGUUCACUCAGUUAUGCAAUCUGUUCGAUCACCAGCGGGUUCACACUGGGGAGAGACCAUUCAUCUGUUCAGAGUGUGGCAAGGAAUUCACUCAGUCUUCCAGCUUAUGCAAACAUCGGAGAAUUCACUCUGGUGAGCGGCCAUUCAUCUGUUCCAUAUGUGGGAAGCAAUUCACUCAACUCACCCACCUCACAUCACACCAACGUGUUCACUCUGAGACAAGAUCUUUUCAAUGUUCUGAGUGUGAGAAAAGCUUUAAAACUAAAAUGGAUCUGCUAACUCACCAGCGAGUUCACAGCGGGGCGAGGCCAUUCACCUGCUCACAAUGUGGGAAGAGAUUCACUCAGUCAUCCAGCCUGCUGGCACACCAGCGAGUUCACACUGGGGCCAAACCGUUUAUUUGUUCGAACUGUGGGAAGAGAUUCACUCAGCUCACCCACCUCACUUCACACCAACGCGUUCACUCUGACAUGAGACCUUUUCAGUGUUUGGACUGUGAGAAGAGUUUUAAAAGCAAACAGAACCUGCUGACUCACCAGCGGGUUCACACUGGAGGGAAGCAUUCCCUUACUAUGAGUGUGGGAAGGGAUUCAUCCACCCAUCCCUCUGGCUGAGAGAACAGCAAGUUCACAUUGUGGAGUGAUCCGUUUGUGUGUGUGUGGGAGGGAUUCACUCAUUCAUUCAUUCUAUAGAAAUUGCAGCAAGUCCAUAAGUGAUUCCAGGGGUUGGAUUCUGCUAUUUUUGCUGCUAUUAGUCACAUCCAGACUGAACUAUAUUCAUUUUGACACUUGGCAGCUGUUUCAGUUUAUGUUAAUCAUCUCUGUAACUGGGCUGGAGUUUAAUAUAAGACCAUAAGAGCAUAAGACAUAGGAGCGGAAGUAAGGCCAUUCGGCCCAUCGAGUCCACUCCGCCAUUCAAUCAAGGCUGAUGGGCAUUUCAACUCCACUUACCCGCAUUCUCCCCGUAACCCUUAAUAUGCUGGAUUAUAGAUUAAAUAAAUGAGCUUUUUGUCAAGCACACUGCUAAAUUUCUUGCCUUCUCCAAAUUAAGAGGACACAAAGUUUUUUAAAAUCCACUUAGAGUCAUAGAGAUGUACAGCAUGGAAACAGACUCUUCGGUCCAACUCGUCCAUGCCGAC
This is a messenger RNA of Chiloscyllium plagiosum (whitespotted bambooshark), 2497 nucleotides long. RefSeq lists its product as uncharacterized. Gene Ontology annotation, cellular component: transcription regulator complex; PcG protein complex; chromatin. The record is from RefSeq and is a predicted model, not a curated record. Lineage: Eukaryota; Metazoa; Chordata; Chondrichthyes; Orectolobiformes; Hemiscylliidae. Gene Ontology annotation, biological process: regulation of transcription by RNA polymerase II. Gene Ontology annotation, molecular function: DNA-binding transcription factor activity, RNA polymerase II-specific; RNA polymerase II cis-regulatory region sequence-specific DNA binding.